UUUCAUAUAAAUUGAGAGUAAGAGCUUAGGUACUAAUUGAAGUUGAGUGUGUGAGAUGGAGUCCAUAUGGAUAGUGUUUGUUGCAAUUGUUGGUGGUGUUUUGAUCCUUCUGAAGAAUGUGAAUUGGUUGCUGUAUGAAUACAAAUUGGGUUUGAAGAGGUACUCAUUGCCACCAGGUGACAUGGGCUGGCCCUUAAUUGGCAAUAUGUGGUCCUUCCUUAGAGCUUUCAAGUCCAAUCAUCCAGAAUCUUUCAUGGACUCUUUUGUCAAAAGGUUUGGAAAGACAGGAAUAUACAAAGUGUUUAUGUUUGGAAACCCAAGUGUAAUUGUGACAACACCUGAAACAUGCAAAAGAGUUUUAACAGAUGAUGAAAAAUUUGUACCUGGUUGGCCUCAAUCAACAAUUGAGCUUAUUGGAGAAAAAUCAUUCAUUAAAAUGUCUUUUGAAGAACAUAAGCGCCUUCGACGUUUGACAUCGUCUUCGAUCAACGGCUACGAAUCACUCUCAGUUUACUUGAAAUAUAUUGAAGAAAAUGUCAUUACUUCUUUGGAGAAAUGGACUCACAUGGGUGAAAUUGAGUUCUUAACUCAAAUGAGAAAACUUACUUUUAAAAUUAUUUUGCAUAUUUUCCUUAGCUCUGAAAGUGAGCCUGUUAUGGAGGCUUUGGAAAAAGAAUACACUACUCUUAAUAUUGGUGUUAGAGCUAUGAGAAUUAAUUUUCCUGGUUUUGCUUUCCAUAAUGCAUUGAAGGCUAGGAAAAAUCUAGUGGCUAUAUUUCAAUCAAUUGUGGACAAGAGAAGAAGCGAAAGGAAGGAAAAAUUAUCACCUGGCCAAAAAGCCAAAGAUAUGAUGGAUGCUCUUAUAGAUGUUAAAGAUGAAAAUGGAAAAAUAUUGGGUGAUGAUGAAAUCAUUGAUAUCAUGUUGAUGUACUUGAAUGCUGGUCAUGAAUCUUCAGGUCAUAUCACCAUGUGGGCUACCUAUUUUCUUCAAAGGCAUCCUGAAUUUUUCAGAAAGGCUAAGGAAGAACAAGAGGAAAUCAUAAGGAAAAGGCCUCCAACACAAAAAGGGUUGAAACUAGAAGAAGUAAGAAAGAUGGAAUAUCUUUCUAAGGUGAUUGAUGAAACAAUGAGAGUGGUUACAUUCUCACUAAUGGUCUUUCGAGAGGCCACAUCUGAUGUCAAUAUUAAUGGGUACCUCAUUCCAAAAGGAUGGAAAGUGCUAACAUGGUUUAGGUCUGUUCACCUUGAUCCUGAAAUCUAUCCUAAUCCAAAGGAGUUCAAUCCUGAAAGAUGGAAUGAGGUGCACAAAGCUGGAGAAUUUCUUCCAUUUGGAGCAGGAACUAGAUUGUGCCCUGGCAAUGAUCUUGCCAAGCUGGAAAUCUCAGUUUUCCUUCAUCAUUUUCUCUUGAAUUAUAAGCUUGAACAGCUUAACCCAAAAUCUCCUGUGAUGUUCUUACCACAUACAAGGCCAGUGGACAAUUGUAGGGCAAGGAUCAAGAAACAAUCAGCUGCAUGAUCCUAUUAGAGAUUCAUUUGGAGACUUUGCAUCAAAUAAUAAUUAUCAGAAAGAAAAAUAAAAUUAUACAAAAUUAUUGAAGUUUCAUGUAGCGGAUUUUAAUCAUUAUCAUUUGUCAAAAUAAAAUUUAUGAAUCUUUUUUGAUAGAAUGUUGGCCUGUUUUGGUAAAUUUUCAUUUGCUACAACCUCAAUUUUCUACCUCGAACAAAAAUAUGAGUUGCAAAUUUGUGGAGCAUUAUUUGGGUUGUAUUCAUGGUGUGUGAG
This is a messenger RNA of Cicer arietinum (chickpea), 1780 nucleotides long. RefSeq names its product ent-kaurenoic acid oxidase 2-like. Gene Ontology annotation, cellular component: endoplasmic reticulum. Gene Ontology annotation, biological process: brassinosteroid biosynthetic process; brassinosteroid homeostasis; multicellular organism development. Gene Ontology annotation, molecular function: heme binding; iron ion binding; ent-kaurenoic acid monooxygenase activity. NCBI's taxonomy places the organism in Eukaryota, Viridiplantae, Streptophyta, Magnoliopsida, Fabales, Fabaceae. The record is from RefSeq and is a predicted model, not a curated record.